UACAUUAUCAUAAGUGCUGGUGGUGGUACUGGUAGUUAAGUUUUACAUUUCACUUGAAGCAGUAGUUAAUGCACGUACGCAUAAGAACGAAAACCUUUAAAUGGUUUAGAAAUUUUUAUUGGUACUAGGCUGUGGUGGGAGAUGGAACAAUUGGAGAAUGGAAUGAAUAUAUUAUUUAACUUUGCGAGUCAGUUGAGACCGAUAUCCCCUAGUCGAUUGUAGUCUCUAGUUGCAACUUUCAAAUUAUUAAAUGUGUCGUGCCACAUAUUUCUAAUUUUUACUUCUUUGUGUUUUGAUAUAUUACGAUAAUUUUAAUUCCAUAGUAAAGAUGGAGCGAAAGUUUUUCAACGUUAUUUUACUCGGUUUCGGGUUCAUGUUUGUUUUUACUGCAUUCCAGACUAUGGGCAAUAUAGAGAAAACCAUACUGGACAGUAUAACACAAGAUGACCCUUCGUUCACUGGUGAUGGGUACACCUCGUUGGCCAUCAUCUACGCCACCCUGGCGAUCUGCAACUGGCUGGCGCCCUCCGUCAUUACCAUCACAGGUCCAAGAGGCGCGAUGUUAAUUGGCGCCUUUACAUAUUUGUUCUUCAUAGUAACAUUCCUGUUCCCGCGCACAUGGCUUCUGUAUGUGGCGAGUGUUCUGAUCGGCGCGGGUGCUGCCGCCAUCUGGACAGGCCAGGGUAACUACCUAACACUCAACAGCGACGCUGACACCAUCUCGAGGAACUCAGGCAUCUUCUGGGCUAUGCUGCAGUGCAGUUUAUUCUUUGGCAAUUUAUUCGUGUUCAUAAAAUUCCAAGGCAAGACUCACAUAGAUUUGGAUACACGUAACGUAGUGUUCGGCGCGCUGACUGCGGUCUGUGCGCUUGGUAUUGUGUUUCUGUUGCUAUUGCGGCCCAUCAGGCGCCCGCAAGUGCUCGAUGAUGUAAAGGUGAAAUUCCAAGAGACUGAUGUUGUGAACCACGAAGAUGACGGCCCUAUGGAGGCUUUCAAGGGUGCUUUGAAGUUAUUCUGCACACGUGACAUGAUGUUCCUUAGCUGUACAUUUAUAUACACUGGUGUGGAGUUGUCUUUCUUCAGCGGUGUGUACAGCCCCAGUAUUGGAUUCACGCUGUCUAUGGGAGAGAACGCUAAACAACUUGUCGGUCUAUCUGGUGUCUUCAUUGGUAUGGGAGAAGUUUUAGGUGGAGCUUUAUUCGGUAUUCUUGGAUCGAAAACAACUCGUUGGGGUCGUGACCCUAUUGUGAUCAUGGGGUACAUCAUCCAUGUCACCAGUUUCUUCCUUAUCUUCAUCAAUUUACCCAACGUAGCACCAUUCGGAGAUACAAUGGAGACUUCAUAUAUCAACCCCUCUCCAUACCUCGCUAUGUUCUGCAGCUUUCUACUAGGAUUCGGCGAUGCGUGUUUCAAUACUCAGAUUUACUCAAUACUUGGAGGAAAUUACUCUGAUAAUAGUACGUCUGCGUUUGCACUGUUCAAGUUUACACAGUCUCUAGCUGCGGCUGCGUGUUUCUUCUACUCAUCAAGAGCCCUGCUGUCAGUACAAUUGGGUGUACUCGCGGUUCUAGCUUCACUGGGCACAGCCGCCUUCUGCCGCGUGGAGUGGGCGGCGAGGUCACGCGCGCGCGCCGCCGCACUUGAAGUCAUUGACGAUAAAGUAAUACCCGAUACACAUUUGGCUGAAAACGCACUACAUUAUGACUGAAUACAAGAUUUUAAGGUUAUGUUAACGGAUAUGAACUAUUGAUCAAUUUAAAAGUCAAUAUUCCCGACCGUCUGUGAAACACUCUAGGAAAGAAUAGUUUGCCGCAUUCGGUCCUUUCAGAGCGGGACGGAGAGCAGUAUUUUUGCAAAUAAAAUUGAGCUUUAUAAUAUUGUGAUAAGGUUUAAUUUAGGUUUUACCUCUUUUUUAUAAACAGAGAGCGUAAAAUCACAUGAAUAGUAAAAUUGAUCCUUAUUUCAAUUGUUUAAAACACAAUUUUGUUUGCGAUAAAAAUCUGCUCUAUUCUCCAUCUUAGUAUACACAAUGUAGGAGAAAAAAAUAUACUCCUGCCAGUCAGAAAAUUAUUCAAUAUUUAAAUGUACUUUAAUGAUUGUUAAAGUGCAAGCAAUUAUAUUAUUGUUAAAAUGAUAAUAUGUAAAAUAUCAAAGAGAUUUUGAAAAUAUUGAAAUUUAUCAUAAAUUGCUUCAUUAUUAAAAAAUCAAAGCAGCGGUGACAAUUCAAACACAUUUUUUUAUCAUUCCAUAAUUUAUGGAUAUCUUAUGUGUGGUAUAUGCAUUGUAAAUGAUAACACUAACCGUGGAUUUCUAAGCCCA
Molecule: messenger RNA, 2319 nt
Organism: Papilio xuthus (Asian swallowtail)
Lineage: Eukaryota; Metazoa; Arthropoda; Insecta; Lepidoptera; Papilionidae
Product: UNC93-like protein MFSD11
Exons: 8
Coding region: 329-1708 (459 amino acids)
Source: RefSeq, a predicted model, not a curated record